This is a messenger RNA of Yamadazyma tenuis ATCC 10573, 3006 nucleotides long. Lineage: Eukaryota; Fungi; Ascomycota; Pichiomycetes; Serinales; Debaryomycetaceae. The record is from RefSeq and is a predicted model, not a curated record.
CGCUGCAAAACGAGCCAAGGGGAAGGUUCUCCAGAAAAAGGGUACGAUUUCUCUUGUGGGUGCGGGUCCAGGAAGUGUAUCAUUACUUACAAAGGGUGCUGUGGAUGAAAUCAUCCUGGCAGAAUUGGUCCUUGCAGACAAACUUGUACCACAGGAAGUUCUUGAUAUGGUCCCCAAGAAAACCGAGUUGUUCAUUGCCAGGAAAUUCCCAGGAAAUGCAGAAAGAGCUCAACAAGAACUACUUGAGUUAGGACUCGAAGCAUUAAACAAGGGCUUCAAAGUGGUGAGAUUGAAACAGGGUGACCCAUACAUUUUCGGCCGUGGGGGUGAGGAGUAUCUUUUUUUCAAAGAACAUGGAUUCAUUCCUCUUGUUCUUCCGGGAAUAACUUCAGCAUUAUCAGCUCCACUUCUAGCCAACAUUCCUAUGACUCACCGAGACGUCAGUGACCAGGUUCUCAUUUGUACUGGAACCGGGAAGAAAGGCUGUUUGCCCAACAUCCCUGAGUUUGUCACCACCAGAACUACUGUUUUCCUUAUGGCAUUACAUCGCAUCAAUGAGUUUGUAGAUGCUCUUGUGGAGAAGGGCUGGGAUACGGAAUUGCCAUGUGCUAUCGUGGAGCGUGCCAGCUGUCCAGACCAAAGAAUUAUUAAAUCUCGUUUGAUGGAGCUCCCUGAUGUGGUACAGAAGUACGGAUCUCGGCCACCAGGCUUGCUUGUCACUGGCUAUGUAACUAAUCUUUUGAACGACGACAUCUUGGUCGAGGGAGUCACCAACGCCGUUCCUGGGUACACACUUCCAGCAUAGAUGGAGCCUGCUACUUAAUAUCCUGAUGUAAGCUCUCAUGAGCUCGUGUACAUAGUAUCAGUAUUUAUUAAUGGAUUUCGUUAUCUUUUUGCAGUCAAUCAACUCGCGACGAAAAUCAAAACUUAUCUCGAUAAUCUUGCUAAUGUUCAAAAACGCAGUUCGUUUCUUGAGCAGAACACCAAAGAGUGUGGUGUUCGACAUAGAUGGUGUGCUAAUUAAGGGAGGAAGGCAAAUUCCACAAGCACGUCCAGCAUUGGAACUUUUGGACAAGAACCGCGUUCCUUUUGUGUUGUUGACAAAUGGCGGUGGUGUGAAAGAGUCCGAUAGGAUUGAAUAUCUAUCAGAUUUGAUUCAUUACAAGUUUCGGAAUGAUCAAAUCGUGCAGAGUCACACGCCUAUGAAGGAACUCAUUCAUAAGCAUCCCAAUGUGAUGGUGGUAGGAGGUGUUGGCAAUAGAGCUCGCGAGUGUGCCGAAAGCUAUGGGUUUGAGCUGGUGGUAACUCCAGUAGACUUGGUACGGUUCAAUCCCCACGUAGCGCCAUUCAAUCGCUAUACAGAGGAAGACCUCAAAACGCUUGCCCGGCCUUUUGACGGACGGCCCAUAGACGCUAUUAUGGUUUUUAACGACCCUCGUGAUAUGUCUACAGAUCUACAAGUGAUCAUGGAUCUUUUAAACAGUGAUAAGGGUCAAUUCGGAACACACCGGAAGUCCAAGGGUCCUGUGCCAGCAGUGCCCAUUUAUUUUUCAAACAAUGAUUUUUACUGGGCGAACGAAUUCAGUCUACCACGGUUCGGGCAAGGGGUUUUCAGAAUUAUUAUCGAAACCGUAUACAAGGAGAUAAAUCGUGGCGCAAACUUGCAUUAUACUAUGUUUGGAAAACCAUUUAAGGUUCAAUACGAUUACUGUGCUAAGCUUCUUAGCAGCGACCAAAUCUUUAUGGUAGGAGACAACCCAUUAAGUGACAUUGAGGGUGCAAACAAUUACGGGUGGGAGUCAUGUCUUGUGAAAACAGGAGUCUAUAAGCCCGGAGAUGUCACAAAGGACCCAACAAUGGGAGUAUUUGACGAUGUUUAUGGUGCCGUAUCUGCAAUAUUGGCAAAUGAAGGGUAUUCGCCCAAAUAGGGAUGAUUGGCAUGAAUUUUUUUUUAUUAUAUUCCUGCAAUAGAAUUCAUGCGUCUGCAUGGAACCUCCCUAAGAUCGUGUGGUAAGGUCCGAAAAUUCAUGCUUGAAACUUGGCUGAAUUCACUACUCAAAAGCCUAGAAUCAUGCUAUAUCUUAUUAAACAAAUUAAACAUAAGCAAGAAGAAUAAACAAGUUUAGAUAAAGGCUAGAAUUCGGAUUAAAAGGUACAUUAAAAGAAAUCAUUAUUAAAUAGGUUCUAGAACUAAACAAGCAAUGUCAUAAAAGCGUUUUCAUGUCUAUGUGGUGGGUGACUACAUCAACUUACUGUUAAUCAUAGCACUUUUGAUUGAAACUCUUCUACCAUUCUUCCCCUUGCGUACCUUGUUGUUCAACACCUCUUGAGCAGCAAUUGCAGCUCCCUUUCUCUUCACCAACUUGGCAUGGUACAAACCACAAGCAUUGCACAAUGUUCUUACACCAUUGGGACCUCGUCUCCAUUCGGGAGUCUCUGUGGUUCCACAUCUGUGGCACUUGUUGAUGGGUUUGUUGAUCACCUCUGGCACAAGGUAUUGCUGUUGAGGUGACGGUGUCGACUGGCCAUAGUAAACUGAGUAAUAUGGCAUAUAGUAGCUGUAUCCCAGUUGUUGUGCAACCGGAAACUCUGUAGGUGAGUGUAUAUGUUGUCCAUGAGCAGCUGGAGGUGUUACCACCGGUGGAGGAGACACCAUUUGCUGGGGAGAAACCAUUUGGCGAGGAGACUUCCCGUAUUGAUAGUUGGUACCAAACUUGUAGGCUGGUUGAAGGGCAGGAGUGGUAGUAUUAGUAGUGGUUGCGGUAUUGCCAUUGGCAGAAGUAUAAGCUGGACUGUAAUGCGUUAACUGAGACAAUGAAGGUAAUUUGAUGGGAGUAGCUAAGGAAGGCUGAGAAGCCGUGUAACCACUCAAGUCAGGUAACUUGACUUCAUGGGAUCUGGUCAAUUCACUGAUGGAGGGUAAUUUUGUUCUACUGUCCAACAUAUUAUUACGUUAUAUUUUUUUGGAAAUUUUAGAUAGGUUUUGAUAGAUUGAGUUUAUUGUAC